Orbicella faveolata is the source of this 3305-nucleotide messenger RNA. RefSeq lists its product as uncharacterized. Gene Ontology annotation, cellular component: cytoplasm. The record is from RefSeq and is a predicted model, not a curated record. Lineage: Eukaryota; Metazoa; Cnidaria; Anthozoa; Scleractinia; Merulinidae.
AAAUGGUAGCCCUGCGGGUCGAGGUCGGCUAAGACAGAUAACGUAGUCUAUCAGGCAACCACCCGUUAUCAUGAGUCGUAUAAUUAUCUUGGACGAGGCAUAAUUUACCGUUUUUGCAGGUUUUUCUAACCUUGGAAAACUUCAUCAACUUUGCAGCGGACCGAUUGCGAUGAGUGGAUAUUUGGGCGACUUAUCUUCCAUUCAGGAAAAGUCCCUUGGGGAACUUAAAAAGAUGUUAACAGCAGAGACAACAACGGAUGAGGCCACUCUUCUGAGAUUUCUUCGGGCUCGCAGUUUUGAUUCUAAAGAAGCUUACAGUCAAUACACACAAGCAAAAGAAUGGCGACUAAACAAUGACAUUGAUCGUAUCCUCGACCAUGAUAGACCCUUUGACAAGGAAGUAAGAAAGAUUGUAGCUUGCGGUUUUCACAAACAUGAUAAACUGGGAAGGCCUUGUUACAUUGAACACACAGGAAGAAUGGAUAUAAUGGCACUAUUAAAGCUACCUGCAGACCAGUUUAUUGGCUGGCACAUUUGGAAUAAUGAAAAACAAAUACAAAGAAUGACUGAACUAUCCAAGAAAUUUGGAAAACCUAUAGAAACUAUGGUACAUAUUCAUGACAUGGCUGGAGCAACCAUGCUACUAAGGAAAGCUUUGAGUGCAUUCAAGAAAUUGGCAAGACUUGAUCAAGACUAUUACCCAGAACGAAUGGGCAAGAUAUUUAUUGUGAAUACUCCAUGGGUUUUUCCUGUCCUUUGGAAAAUCGCCAAGAUUUUUGUAGACCCAAAGACCAGAGCUAAAUGUGUAGUACUUAAAAACUCAGAACUACAUAAACUUUGUGACUAUUUUGACCCUGAGGAUCUCCCUGAAGAGUUUGGUGGAACAUGUCGAUGUGAGAAUGGCUGUCUACCCCCGGUACCCAAACACAUGCUAGAAGUAAAAGAUAAUCCUCAACUUGCUGAACAGACAAUAGGAGCAAAGAAAACAUUUACAUACACUGUAGACUGUGAUAACCAGAAGGCUGACCUGUCAAUAGCAUGGUAUUUUAAAGCUACAAGUAAGGACAUUCAGUUUGGAAUUAAGUUCAAGCCCAAGCCUCACUCGGGAUGGAAAGAUCAUGUUGAGGUUAAUGAGAUUUGGGUUGAAGAACUUGAGGCUAUUUCAGACUGUGAAUCGGCAAUUACCGGUUUUUAUGCUCCACCCUGUCCUGGUAUCUGCACGUUAGUUUGGGACAACUCAAACUGCAAGUGGCUGUCCAGGACAAUUAAGUACCAUGUGAUGGUCAGCGAAGUAGACUCGGAUUCAGAUGAAGAAAUUUCGACAAAUCGUAACAAGGAAAAUUCUCAGAGAGCAAGCAUUGUUUGACGUUUGCCAUAUGGAGAGGAUAACUUCAAGGAUGGCCACGGGUCGGUUUUCUCUCUUUUGGGUGGUAUUGUUACUUAUUUAUCGCUAGUACGUAAUUUCGCGAGAGUGGAAGGCGCAAAUUUCGCGAGACUUAGAUUUCGCGAUUUGGCAGAGAAAACGUGUUACAUUUUGCGAAAAUUUUCCAAGGGGCAAUCACGGAAAUACGUAGCAAUGUAAUUGAGCUGCUAUCGCCUUUGUCAGAAGUGAGCAUAGUAGUCAAAUGUUCCCCAGUACACUGUACCUUUCAAGUCGUAACAUUAAUGACCAUCGUAAAUAAGGACUGGUGACAGUUUGAUUACCUUGCUGACCAGGUUGAGUCCUUAUUUGUUUUGAUAUCAACGCGUUUUUAGGAGAGCUAACAUAGUGAAUGAAAAUUCUGUUUUCUGAAUCUCACGAGAUAUUAAAUAUGCUUCUCAUUAUUGGAAGAAAAUGAAAUAGUUGAAGUGAAACAUUCAACUAAUAUUUAAAUAGCCUUGCGUUAUUUUAAGUUCGGAGGUGCACUGUGGAGAGACUUGGUUCUACUUACACCUUUGAUUCGGAAUUAUAUAUCGUGUUAUUUCCAUUAUCGAUUGCUAACCGUAAACAGGGUUAUUCAGCCUAAUCGUAUUGAAAGUCUGCACUCCGGUUAGCCUGAAUAUCACUUCGGUUAGCCUGAAAGCUCCUAAACAUCACUCAGGUUAGCCCAAAUAACGCUCCGUGUUAGCCUGUUCACGGUUAGCUCUCAUUGAUGGAAACGGUAACACGAUUUAGUUAAAAAGUCUACAGUCUGUAGACUGCAUUUUACUCCCGGUCUGCAGUCCGCUGUCUGCGUUUUACACUGACCGAUUUGCAAUGUUAUUUCACAAAGAAAAGUUCAAAAAUUUCAUUUACUGCUAAUUCGUAGCUAUUGUCUUAUUAGCUUAUGACGUGUAUUUAGUGACGUAGGUCCACCUAUAUCACCGCUCUUUGUUCAUUGUAUAUCAAUGCAUUCCUUAUUUAAAUUGUUUUUGCUUUUAUUUUAAGAAGUUAAAUACAACUGCUUUGUUUCACAAAGCGGCAUAGGCAAGAAAUGUGGAUAUUGUAUAGAUCAGGUCUAGUAUGUGAAAUUAUCGUGUGAUGUUUUGGUGUCACACAAAGUUUGAAUUUUUCCAAACAUUUUGUACGUUCAAGCUCUGUUGGAAUGUUUCGCAGUUAAUUUCAAGGGAACCUCUGUGACAAGGGCUGUUUGCCAUAAAAUAGCUAACUUGAUUCUACGAUAGUAAAAGUUGUUUAUCUUAAAAAUAUUUAGCCAAAGGUAAGACGUUUUUAGUAAUCGUUUAUUCAAGAGCAGUUAAUUAAUGGGAAAAAGUCCUCCCCAUUCGGACUUGUGGCAAUGAACCGUUCCCAUGGUUCCUAAUUGUUAAAAUUAUAAUUUUAUUAUAAUGGUCAUAAAUUAGUUAUAAUAGUCAUAAAUUAGUAAUGGUCAUAAAUUAGUUAUUUUGGUGAAACAUGGCGCAUGGCACUUGGCAAAAAAAAAAUCCUUAAUUGAUUGCAUUUUCUCCAGAAAUGAUGGCAACGGUCAUUAAUUAUAAUAUAACAAACGCGAUAGGUGAUGGUAAUGAAACUGCAAAUUCCUUCCUCUUCAACAUCAGAGGUUCCCUUGAAUUUACAGAGUGAGAUUAACAAAAUGUAAAAUAAUAAUCAAUAAGUGAGAACUAAAUUCACAACGCUGCUAGUCGUGGAUGAUUUAUUAACAAGAUCUCAUUACCGUUUCUCGUACGUUUCCUUAUAGUUCUAGUAGGGAGAACUUUUCCGUGAUCAAUUCUUUAGCUUUUGCGAGAGAACAACUGACUCUCUAUACCCACCUGUUUAGUGUCAUGCAGUCAUAUUUUCAUAGUACAUGUAACAAGUUUUUAUAGGUUUUCGUAUCAUCAAAAUUGAA